AUGCAGCUUCAACUUCUACCUUAUGUAAGGAUCAAAACUCCUUAUUUACGUCGGGUGUUACCGACUCUUUUAAAAAUCACAAUCUUAGCAAGGGAGCGUGAGUGCGUGACUGUUGAACUCGUGCCACAACUUGACUGCUCAUGCUCAUUACAGGACGUUCUGCGCGACACGCUGUCACGGUUGUCGAUCAAAGAUGUCGUGAGGAUGAGCACACUUUCUCUUGAAUGGAGACUGCUAAUGAUAUGCCACCCAGAACUGGUCUUCACCAAAGACACCUUUGGCAUCAGUACAGACACGAAUACUGACCCAGAUCGGGACUUCUAUGGCAUCAUUAAAGACAUGAAUACUAAACGAGCAUCCUGGACUGCUGAACUCAUCACCAAUGUGGACAGUGUAUUGCGCCCACUGUGGUCUACUUCUACUACAACUACGACUACGCUGGGCAAGUUUGCUGUCGAAUUUGGCCUUCGCAGAAAGCACAAGCAUCACAUUGAUAGAUAUGUUAACUUUUCCAUUGCGUCAAGGGCCAAGCACAUUGCUUUUGAUUUCACGUUUGAUGUCAAUUGUUCUGGCUCCCGAUUCGACAAGUACAAGUACAUUUUCCCGUUGCAAAAUCUCAGCGGUCCAAACGCCUCUUGUGUCAAGUAUCUUGAUCUGGGCUACGUGCUACGAUUCAGUGAAAACCAAACUAGCUUCAUCAAUUUGAGGCAUCUGAACUUGAACCUUGAGCUAGCGUGGGAUCCAUAUGAUGAUAGUUUGGCUAUGGGAUUUCUUAAUAUUUUGGAAUUAGCACCUCUCUUAGCUAAUGGAUAUAUGUGUGUGCAGGUUGGUCGUGAUAGAUGUUGCCCUCCUACUACGAGGAUGGUGACGGCUGUGCAAGGGCCUCUGCAUCAUCACCUGAAGAGUGUUCACAUGUCCGGAUUUUGUGAUGUAUUGGGGCUAGCCGAGCUGGCGCUCUACAUCCUUGGGAAUGCUACUGUACUUCAACGUAUGGUGGUAGAUCCAGUGGCGUAUGCCCACACUCUUCGCACCGAUGAUAUCUAUUCAGUCAGCAAGGCUGGUAGUAUCGAGGGGGGUCAUUACCACGCCGAUCAGAAUAGGAUGUUUGCAGAGCAAAUCCUUGGCAGUGAGGAGUUCCGUCAUAUCGUCACCAUUUAUCGAAGUACAAUGCUGGGGCUGGAGAUGCUAUUCAUAUAUGCCGACGAUUUAUGGAUAUGGGCGUGGUGGAAAAAAGAUUGA
Messenger RNA from Triticum dicoccoides, 1239 nucleotides. RefSeq lists its product as uncharacterized. Bases 1 to 1239 code for a protein of 412 amino acids. The record is from RefSeq and is a predicted model, not a curated record. NCBI's taxonomy places the organism in Eukaryota, Viridiplantae, Streptophyta, Magnoliopsida, Poales, Poaceae. The transcript is spliced from 3 exons.